AUGACUACGCUAAUUAUUAAAUUAAUAAUCAUUGUUAAUUUGAUUAUAACGGUUGCGGUUGCACAACCAACAAUUAUACGUUGUUGUCAUGGUUCCGUAAUGGCAGAAGAUAGAAUUUAUAUUGGAGGUGGUCUUACAGGAAAAGAAAAUGAAAACAUUUUUACAAAUGAUUUUUUUUCUUUCGAUUUAAGCGUUCCAUUUUCUACAACUAAUAUGCAAUAUGAAGUUCACGCAAAAGUUCCUAUAAUGAGCGUAGCUCAUACACUUGUGUAUGCGAAAAGUGCAAAGGGUGGAAUGAUUUAUUUGUUUGGUGGUCAUAGAAUAGAACCUAUUGGAGAUCCUAUAUACGGAUAUUCCCCAGAGAAACAAGCAUGGAGCUCCGUAACACCAAAAGUUAAUGGUGGCAUUAUGAUGCCAAUUGAAUCUAGUACCAAAAUUGUCGGUAUUUCAGAUGGAAACUUAGGAACCAUCUACUUAUUUGACAAUGGAACCAUGUAUAUUUAUGAUGUAUUGAAUAAUUUUUGGAAUCCUGGUAAAAUCGCGCCUCACAAGCUUAAUUAUUAUGCCGCUGUUAUGUUAAAUACAAGUGAAAUUGCAUACAUUGGUGGUUCUGAUGGUACAAUAAACCUUCCUAUGGAUCAGAUCCUUUUAUAUAACACAAAAGUAUCAUUAUGGUAUACAAAGAAUGCAAAAACAAAUGAUAUAAUUCCAUCACCACGGACAGGCCAUACGGCAUCUAUAGCACCUGAUGGUCGGAUCUUUGUAUAUGGUGGUUUUGACGGUGAUGAUGAAUCAGGAAGUACUCCCACGUUCGCAGUCCUUGAGUACGAUGGUGAUGAGUUCGUAUGGUACUCUCCUCAACUAUUUAAUCCGUCAUCUGUUAUGAGAAUCUACCAUACCUCACACGUAGUCGGAGAUUAUUUGAUCGUUGCUUUCGGGCGGAAUUUAACACAUGUUAGAUUGAAUACAAUUGAUCUGAUUAAUAUAAAGAAUAAAGAUACAAUCUCUGCUAGCUUUAACACUUAG
Messenger RNA from Funneliformis mosseae, 1026 nucleotides. The record is from the annotation of a GenBank genome assembly. NCBI's taxonomy places the organism in Eukaryota, Fungi, Glomeromycota, Glomeromycetes, Glomerales, Glomeraceae.